Molecule: messenger RNA, 2048 nt
Organism: Arachis ipaensis
Lineage: Eukaryota; Viridiplantae; Streptophyta; Magnoliopsida; Fabales; Fabaceae
Cellular component (GO): membrane
Source: RefSeq, a predicted model, not a curated record
GAAAGCAAGUGGAGGAAGCUUACGGCUACGGCGGGAAAUAAACAAAAGGAAAAGCAAAUAAAACCCACCAAACCAAAAAAACUCUCUCUCUCUCUCUCUCUCUCGGCCUAAAGCACCAACCCGAUCUCAUUCCGUUAUUAUUUUUUUCUUUUUUCGUUUAUUUGUGUUUUUCUCCAAAAAGAGAAAGAAACAUUGAAAAGAGAAAGAGAAUGAAAGCCUCCCUCCAAUUGGAAACACUGAUUCAACUGGUGUGUGUUGGCAGCUCGUAGAUCUGCGUCGUCUUCUUCGCCAUUGCUUUCAGCUCAGUUCAGAAAUGCUGAAUCCACAUGAAUGAAUGAUCGAUAUGGUUUUGAUGUUUCUUCGCCGAGAAAAUUAGGAAAGGAAGGAAAGCAAAGUUUAGACGCUUACUUCGAGGGGGGAACAGAAUAGAUAAUCUCAAUGGAAUAACAUAUAUUUCCUAUACGUGCGCCAUUCAUGCUGUGUUGAAGUGCAGAUGGAAACUGGGCAAAGCAACAAUGGUAACGAGAGGUGUAUCAUAUCCAAGGGUUCUUCAUGGUUCAGCCAGUUCCGAAAUGCAUCCAAUCCUUGGAUGGCAAGAUAUGUUUAUGCCUUGUUCUUUCUAGUGGCCAAUCUGUUGGCCUGGGCUGCCCGUGAUUAUGGUCGUGGUGCUCUAACAGAAAUGGAAAGAUUAAAAGGUUGCAAUGGUGGAAAAGACUGUUUGGGUGCUGAAGGAGUUCUACGUGUGAGUUUGGGUUGCUUUAUAUUUUACAUAAUCAUGUUUUUGUCAACUGCUGGCACUUCUAAACUGAACGUAACUAGAGAUACAUGGCACUCUGGAUGGUGGUCUGUCAAGAUUGUUCUCUGGAUCGCCAUGACUGUCAUCCCAUUUUUACUCCCUUCUGAAUUUAUUCAGAUUUACGGGGAGGUUGCCCAUUUCGGUGCCGGGGUUUUUCUCCUAAUUCAAUUAGUAAGCAUAAUCCGGUUCAUUACAUGGCUCAAUGAAUGCUGUGAAUCUGAAAAGUACGCAGCAAGAUGCCAAAUCCAUGUGAUGUUCUUUGCAACGACCGCAUAUGUUAUAUGUUUGGUGGGAAUCAUUUUGAUGUACAUUUGGUAUGCACCGAAGCCAUCUUGUCUCCUUAAUAUUUUUUUCAUUACAUGGUCACUGGUACUUCUCCAGCUCAUGACAAGCGUGUCUCUGCACCCAAAAGUGAAUGCCGGCAUUCUAACUCCUGGGCUGAUGGGGCUUUAUGUUGUCUUCCUUUGCUGGUGUGCUAUUAGAAGUGAACCAACUGGGGAAAACUGCAUCAGGAAGUCGGACUCUGCCACCAAAACAGACUGGCUUAGCAUCAUUAGCUUUGUUGUGGCAAUACUGGCAAUCGUUAUUGCAACAUUUUCAACAGGCAUAGAUUCCAAAUGCUUCCAGUUCAGGAAGGAUGAUACGCCAGCAGAGGAUGACGUUCCAUAUGGCUAUGGCUUCUUCCAUUUUGUUUUUGCCACAGGAGCAAUGUACUUUGCUAUGCUAUUGAUUGGAUGGAAUAGCCAUCAUUCUAUGAGAAAGUGGACAAUUGAUGUGGGCUGGACCAGCACAUGGGUCAGAAUUAUAAAUGAGUGGUUGGCAGUGUGUGUUUAUCUGUGGAUACUGGUGGCUCCAAUCUUAUGGAAGAAUAGACAUGCUGGUUCUACCUGAAAACUUCUCAAACAUAUUCUAGUUUUAGUAUUUUUGUUGGGGAUUAAGAUCUUCAGAUUGUUUCAUAUCUCUGCUGCACAUGUAGUGAGCUUCUUCAACUCUGCAAGAUAUGAGAAAGCAUUUCAGUUUAAACAUCCUGGACCAGGACACUCUCAAGUCGAAGAAAUGGUUCGCAGGGGUAGACGGAAAGAAUGGUUCUGGCACAAUGCACAUAUACCGAUUGGAUUUGUUCCAUUUUACAUGAAAAUACAGAGUUUGGAAAAAAGAAAGAAACACUAUUUACUUGUACAUGUACCAAUGAGGAAGCUUAGUUUGUACUUUAGUAUCAUUAAUAGAUGUUAAUUAAAGUUUUCCAUAUUCA